Messenger RNA from Xyrauchen texanus (razorback sucker), 2984 nucleotides. Its product is annotated as WD repeat-containing protein 43-like. The transcript has 18 exons. Gene Ontology annotation, cellular component: nucleolus. Gene Ontology annotation, biological process: maturation of SSU-rRNA from tricistronic rRNA transcript (SSU-rRNA, 5.8S rRNA, LSU-rRNA). The record is from RefSeq and is a predicted model, not a curated record. Gene Ontology annotation, molecular function: protein binding. NCBI's taxonomy places the organism in Eukaryota, Metazoa, Chordata, Actinopteri, Cypriniformes, Catostomidae. Bases 15 to 2003 code for a protein of 662 amino acids.
GAGCAGACGGACGCAUGCGGAAUUGUAACAUGGCGGCUGACGGAGGCCGAGCUGUGCUACCUUGCUCAUUCAGCCCCAAAUCACGCCAGUUUCUUGCCCUCUGCGCACAGGACGGACGAUUGCGGAUCUGGAAUACAAAUAGCAUAACUCUACAGCAGGAAUAUGUGCCUUCCGCGCAUCUGAGCGCAGCCUGUACUUGUGUGACAUGGGGACCGUGCCGAUCAGCUCAGGAUGUGCCACAGAGGAGGAAGAGGAGGAAAUGUGAAGCCGGACAAGCAGCUGAGCAGUCAGAUCUGUUGGCUCUGGGCACUGCUGCAGGGUCCGUCCUCAUCUACAGUACAUUGAAGGGAGACCUGCACUGCACUCUGGAUGGAGAACACAGUGGGCCAGUGAACUGCGUCCAGUGGCAUCCAGACGGCUCUGUAUUGUACAGUGGCUCAGAUGACACAUACAUAGCUGAGUGGGACCUGCAGACAGGAAAAGUUCGCUGCAAAUGGAAGGCAGACAGAUCAGCUGUCAGCAGCCUGUGUAUGAGUCCAGAUGGAAAGCUUUUGCUCUCGGCUGGAAUGACCAUCAAGAUGUGGAACCUGGAGACUAAAGAAGUAUACAGGAAGUUUACCGGUCACUCUACAAUGGUAACGACACUGUGCUUUGCCACAACGCGACCCCCAGACAGUAACGGACUGUACUUCCUGUCAGGGGCGGCUCACGACAGGCUUCUGAGUGUGUGGCAGGUGCGGACUGAUGGCAAAGACAAGAACUCUGUGGUGUCUUUUACUCUGACAGAUGAACCCCAACACCUAGACCUUCAGGCAUCCAGCAGCAAAGAUGAGGCUGUGAAAUUAGCAGUGGUGUGUCGGGACGGUCAGCUUCAUCUCUUUGAACACUUUCUGAAUGGACCGUGUAAGAAGCCGCUGUCUCCAGUGUGUUCACUGCAAGUGUCCACUAUGAAGGGAGAAUCACCAGUGCCUGUGCCUCUGCUUGCAGCAGCUCUAUGUACAGACCGGCAGAACCUGAUGCUGGCAUACGGACAUCACCUGCAGCCUGUUAUAGAGAGAACACCAUUUAACACAUCAGAGAGACAUGUUUGUUUGGUCCGAGAUGUACAUGCUAGUCUGUCACUCUCUGUAGACAUGGCUGUCUCCAAGGUGAAGACGCCCAUUAUUAAUGAACAACAGGGCAAAGUUUUAAUACCAGGAAUUCCAGGGCACAAAGCACCAAUCAGAUUUACACCCAAUGAACCAGAGAAGAGGAAAAAAGGGUCCCGUACCACAGAGUUGUCUAUAGAAGAACGGUUGGAGCAAAUUGAGUUGAGUGUUGGAGGGAAGGAUGCUGGUAAAGGGUCAUCUUCCCUGCAGACGGACAGUUUUGCUGUUUUGCUUGUACAGGGCCUGGAGAGCAAAGAUGAAAAGAUCCUUAAUAAAAUAUUUCAAACCAAAAAAGAAAUGUUGAUAAAGAACACUGUUGCCCGGUUACCGCCUCCAGCUGUCCUGCCAUUGGUGGAAGAGCUGUCCAGAAGACUGCAAGGGCAUCCAUUUGCGGCUUUGCUUAUAGUUCAGUGGUUUAAGGCCGUACUUACACAACACACAUCAUACUUGUCUUCCCUGCCUGAUCUGGUGUCUCAGUUAGGGUCGAUCUACCACAUGAUUGAGAGCAGAGUGAAGUUAUUUCAUCAGCUCACCAGACUCCACGGCAAACUCUACCUGUUUAUGACACAGAUGGCGACAAGCCACAGCACUCAAAAAGCUGGAGACAUUGAUCACACAGCCAAACUGGUUUAUGAAGAAGAGUCUUCCGAUGAGGAAGAAGGUUCUGGAGAUGAAGGACGACCAGAGGAUGAGUCUGAUGACUGGGAGGAGGAAGAGGCAACAAUGGAAGUGACCGGAGACAAACCGAAACAUACAGAAGAUGAUGAUGAUGAUGAAGAGGAAGAUAUGAAUGAUGAAUCAAAAGCGAAUGGUGAUUCAGAUCUGGACCCUGAAAAUGAAAGCGAGGAGGAAUAAUAUGCAAUCAGGCCACAGUAUUCAAAAAGGACCCUUAUUUCUAUAUAUGCUUUCAUUUUAUUUUUUUAUUUUAUUGUGACAAAACAAUUAUAUGUUUUAUAGAAUUUCCAUGACCAUUGCAGCCUGGACUUGUGGUUGCCUAUCUAAGAAUGGUCAUGGGGGUUGUGAAUCCAGACUGAGUGCUCCACGUGUGUAAAGUGUACACAUGGAUUUGAGGUCCAUUCAGGUCACUGUUCCUUUGACUUGAAACUGCCUCUGUUUUGUAGCUCAGUAAUUAUGAAAUUCUGUGGGAUUCUCAAACCAAAAUCACCCUCCAUACCCAGCUUGAUUGUAUCCUUAAAGGGAUAGUUCAACCAAAAAUUCAUGGUCUUCAUUAUCCUCAUGUCGCUCAAAAUACAUAAGUUGAUUCUGUGUAACACGAAAGGAGAAAAAUUAAUAAUGUUGAUGCUGCUCCUUACAAUUUUCCAUACAAUGAAAGUGAAUGGUGAGUGAGGCUGUUGAUCACUAACAUUCUGCCUAACAUCUCAUUUUGACUUCCAUGAAAGAAAAUCAUAUGGGUUUUGAACAAUAUGAUGGGGAGUUUCAUUUUUGGGUGAACUAUCACUUUAAGAGUGUCUGAUGUCAAUAUUGUUUGAACAUAUAAUAUUGUCGUAGAUAGUCCUUCCCAAUGAUGCCCAUCUACUCUGCUCACAUCGUUAACUUAUCUUUGUUUUCAUUCCUCUGUCACAGUCAUUUCUCAUGUUUGACUUCUGUCCUGAGUGUGAGUGUCUGAGGGUUUUCCACUCUCUUCAGGCAUGACCCAGUUCUCAAUCUAGAGAACAAAAAAUGUGAACCUCUCCCAAUGAAAACCUGAAUCUUAAAAACAAAGUCCCAGAGGUGUAUAACUUGGUUGUGAUAAGUGUCAACCAAUACUUUUCAUGCAAACAAAUAUAUUGGUGACUGUUGUACAGUUUAAAUGAAAUAAAUACAGUUUUGUUCUCA